Molecule: messenger RNA, 234 nt
Organism: Chaetomium globosum CBS 148.51
Lineage: Eukaryota; Fungi; Ascomycota; Sordariomycetes; Sordariales; Chaetomiaceae
Exons: 3
Coding region: 1-234 (77 amino acids)
Source: RefSeq, a predicted model, not a curated record
AUGCCGGUGUUCCGCUAUUCGCCCAAGACCGUCGUUCAAACAAGACGACGUCAAGAGGAUGCUCGUAGCAGCGGCGGAAACACAUGUCAGGCUCAAACGAGCCCACCUUUGUUAUGUGAAACUACCUUUCAUCGUUACGGGCAUCGUCGCCGGCCUCCUCGUCUAGGGAACGGGAGGGCGGAGGCUUUGCAGGCGGCGUUCGCCAAAGCCCCGCGUCCAGAGCGCGGUCUCUGA